AUGCAGAAAUGCAUGAAGACACUGAAUGUUCUCUAUAAACUGCUGGAGAAGAUACAAAAGGAGGGAGAGAAGCUUUUGGAGAAGGGUGACGAGAGCGCAAAGGAAGAAAUGAAGACGAGGAUGAAGGAGGUAGAGAGGAAGGAGAAGGCGGGAUCAAGGUAGAGAGAUGUGGUGGAGGAGGAGAUCCAGAGGGUGAGGAAGGAAGACAGAGAAAUGAAGAAGAGGGAGGAGGUAGAGAUGAAACACAAGGGUCUGGAAAGGUGCAACUUAGGUAGAACUCCAAGUGAUUCAAGGUUGCUGCAUUAAUGUCAGGGGAACAUAGCAGGGGUUAAUGACUUGAAAUUCCACAUGAUUAUUGCAUUUCCAUUUUAGUGUGUUGCACUUGCUUUCAGCAGCAUCUAUGAGUCACAUGAUUAUGAACCAAGGACACAGUUGGUUCCUGAUGUUGUGAGAUUCUCUCUGGUGUUUACAGAACAACUGGUGCUGUGAGAUUAGGAUAUUAUGAUUCAAGGAUGCUGUCAGGAUUUGGAUAUCAGGACCUGCUUAGACAAAGCAACUGUAACAGUAGUAGCAAAGGAUGCAAUAUAUGUGAAAAUGUAUGGCUGCUACAUGAUGCAUGGAAUGCUAAGGCAUAAAUGUGUUAAAGCGUGUAUUCUUAUUCUAAAUGUACAGUUGAAAUCAGAAGUUUACAUAAACUUAGGUUGGAGUCAUUAAAACUCGUUUUUCAACCACUCCACAAAUUUCUUGUUAACAAACUAUAGUUUUGGCAAUUCGGUUAGGACAUCUACUUUGUGCAUGACACAAGUAAUUUUCCCAAAAAUUGUUUACAGACAGAUUAUUUCACUUAUAUCACAAUUCCAGUGGGUCAGACGGUAGUCUGCUGUCCCCAGCGUCUAGCUAGCCAUGCCUUGCUAGUGCCACCUACUUCAGCAAACAGGCUAACGACAUGGCUUUUCCCACAGAAACGACUAUUAGUUACCAUCCCGGUGGAGCAGAGAGAUGUCUUUCCAAAAGGGAAAGAACCCCUCUUCCAUCAAAGUUCAUGGAAAAGGAUCAAUAGGUGGGAUGGAGAAUCAGGUAACUAGCUAGAAGCUAAUGUUAUCAAACUAACAUCUGCUGUCUGAUGAAAUCCUGCCUUUUGAAAAAGAGUGUUGCAAUGAUUGAACAUGAUGCACUGUUUUCCUGAUCAGGCCAAAUUGUAGUAGCUAGCUAGCUAUAACAAGGUCUAGCUAAAUUAUUUUUGUUCUCUGCAAAAUGAAGAAAAUGACCCGGUCUUUGUCUUUCUCAGGAGGAAGGCGUUCACAAUAAGAGGUCCACAUCUUCUCCACAGGGUGGCGUAAAGAAAAGAUCUGCCUUCGUUGACAUCACCAUUGACCAAGGGUUUUCAACUGUGGUGCUUGUGGAUGUGUAAAUUGAUUCUGAAAAUAACCUGUGGUUAAACUGUUGCCAAUAUUAAUCUUUCAACAGGAGACAUUUUCAAAUAUAUAUUACAUAUUUCAAAAUAUCGCAUUUAUAACUACAGAUUCCACAGCGAUUUUGUAACUCAUACUUGGACAAGCAAUAUUAUAUAAAUAUUUCAGAAAAUAUCUCCAUUAUACCAGUUGAGGAUGUACUGGAAAUGUCAUAACGUACAAACACUGCACACCUGACACUGUUUCAAAGCAGUUUCCGGAAUCAUUGAGGGGAUUAGAUUAAUCUGGCCUGGGUAGGCUUGACAUAAUUAAGCACUUUGAGUAAUGCGUAGAAUUCUGUGUUUUCACAUGCAAAAGUGAUUGCUUUUGAUAAAUGCUUUAUCUGCCUUCCCAAUGAAAACAACUAGUUUGAAAAUUCAAACAUGUUUUAUUGAAAAUAUAUAUUGCAUGUGUCUAGACGAUGCACAAUGCUGCCUUGUUGACAACAGCACUGCAGAUUACUGUUCGAUUUGAGAAGGGCGCUCCUCCCUCGCCGUAUUUGCCCGUUCAUGUCACGGGCAAUAGACCAGUGCCCCGUGGUUUAGCAUGAUCGAAUAAUCCCAUUAUUAGAGUUUUGAAUAAAUAGCUGAUUUCUGGGAAGGGGCCCAAAGCCAUUGUAAGAGGGUGUUGGUCAAUACUGAGCGCUGCAUCACAAUAAUAAAUUGCCAAGAGUGGGACAUUUUUCCAUAGAUGUUUGUUUUUGUCUUGAUCCCAACCCUUCCUAAUAUUGAGUUGCCCCCACUUUUGCCCACAGAACAGCCUCAAUUCGUUGGGGCAUGGACUCUACAAGAUGUUGAAAGCAUUCCACAGGGAUGCUGGCCCAUGUUGACUACAAUGCUUCCCACAGUUGUGUAAAGUUGGCUGGAUGUCCUUUGGGCGGUGGACAAUUCUUGAUACACAUGGGAAACUGUUGAGUGUGAAAAACCCAGCAGCUUUGCAGUUCUUGACACAAACCGGUGUGCCUGGCACCUAUUACCAUACCCCGUUCAAAGGCACUUAAAUAUUUUGUCUUACCCAUUCACCCUCUGAAUGGCACACAUACACAAUCCAUGUCUCAAUUGUCUCGAGGAUUAAAAAUCAUUCUUUAACCUGUCUCCUCCCCUUCAUCUACAAUGAUUUGAAGUGGAUUUAACAGGUGACAUCAAUAAGGGAUCAUAGCUUUCACCUGGUCAGUCUGUCAUGGAAGGAGCAGGUGUUCCUAAUGUUUUGUACACUCCGUGUGUAUAUAUUUAAUUAUUGUUGUGUAAUUUUUAAGCAGCUUUGAUCCUAUAAAUGUUGCCAGUAUGUGUAAUGAAUGGUGUAGCACUGCUAGAUUGGUACCCUAUUUACUGCUAGAUUGGUACCCUAUUUACUGCUAGAUUGGUACCCUAUUUACUGCUAGAUUGGUACCCUAUUUGCCCCUUUAAAAUGUAGACGUGUCUUCUGAGGAAAUGUAACAAUCUGAAUGGUCAUAAAGAUUUACUGUUGUCUCUCUCAUUUACCCGUUUUGAAUAGGCUACCAAGAUCCAAAUGAACAACCAGACCAAGAUUGAGAAGCCUGCCAAGAAGGCACUUAGGAGCAAAGAAGCUGCCAAGAAUGAAGCUAAUCUGAAAGAGUAAUGUUUCUCAGAGCCAUUUCUUCACCACACUGAUCAUCACUCACUGAAAGCUUAAGAUCUAGAUUGGAUAGAAUGGGUUCGACACGGUCACUGACGAGGUGACACAAAAUGCCCAUUUCGGUUUCUCAUUGUGGAGUGGAGCAAGUGGCUCGGAUAUCUUCUAGUUAGAACACACAGAAAACGACCGGAGGUCUAUCCGAUAGGGUUAGAAUUAGAUCAGUCUACUCUAAUGGGAUAAUUAUCUGACUAAUGAGCAUUUGUAAUGUUUCCAUCAACUAGGAUGUCCAUUAAUUUGUUCAGUUCAAAACAGCCUAAACUACUGUAGCUACAGUGCAUUCAGACCCCUUGACUUUUUCCACAUUUUGUUACGUUACAGCUUUAUUCUAAAAUUGAUAAUAUCGUUUUCCCUCUCAAUCUACACACAAUACCCAAUGAUGACAAAGCAAAAACAGGUUUUUAGACAUUUUUGCACAAAAUAAAAAUGGAAAUAUCACAUUUACAUAAGUAUCCAGACCCUUUACUCAGUACUUUGUUGAAGCACAUUUGGCAGCGAUUACAGCCUUGAGUCUUCUUGGGUAUGAUGCUACAAGCUUGGCACACCUGUAUUUGGGGAGUUUCUCCCAUUGUUCUCUGCAGAUCCUCUCAAGCUCUGUCAGGUUGGAUGGGGAGCGUCGCUGCACAGCUCUUUUCAGGUCUCUCCAGAGAUGUUCGAUCGGGUUCAAGUCCGGGCUCUGGCUGGGCCACUCGAGGACAUUCAGAGAGUUGUCCCGAAGCCACUCCUGCGUUGUCUUGGCUGUGUGCUUAGGGUCGUUGUCCUGUUGGAAGGUGAACCCUCGCCCCAGUCUGAGGUCCUGAGUGCUCUGGAGAAGGUUUUCAUCAAGGAGCUCUCUGUACUUUUGCUCCGUUCAUCUUUCCCUCGAUCCUGACUAGUCUCUCAGUCCCUGCCGCUGAAAAACAUCCCCACAGCAUGAUGCUGCCACCACCAUGCUUCCCCGUAGGGAUGGUGCCAGGUUUCCUCCAGACGUGACGCUUGGCAUUCAGGCCAAAGAGUUAAAUCUAGGUUUCAUCAGACCAGAGAAUCUUGUUUCUCAUUGUCUGAGAGUCCUUCAGGUGCCUUUUGGCAAACUCCAAGCGGACUGUCAUGUGCCUUUUACUGAGGAGUGGCUUCCGUCUGGCCACUUUACCAUAAAGGCCUGAUUAGUGGAGUGCUGCAGAGAUGGUUGAUCUUCUGGAAGAUUCUCCCAUCUCCACAGAGGAACUCUGGAGCUCUGUCAGAGUGACCAUCGGGUUCUUGUUGCUCAAUUUGGCCGGGCAGCCAGCUCUAGGAAGAGUCUUGGUGGUUCCAAACUUCUUCCAUUUUAAGAAUGGUAGAGGUCACUGUGUUCUUGGGGACCUUCAAUACUGCAGAAAUGUUUUGGUACCCUUCCCCAGAUCUGUGCCUCAAUACAAUCCUGUCUCGGAGCUCUACGGACAAUUCCUUCGACCUCAUAGCUUGGUUUUUUCUCUGACAUGCACUGUCAACUGUGGGACCUUUUAUAUAGAUAGGUGUGUGCCUUUCCAAAUCAUGUCCAAUCAAUUGAAUUUACCACAGGUGGACUCCAAUCAAGUUGUAGAAACAUCUCAAGGAUGAUCAAUGGAAACAGGAUGCACCUGAGCUCAAUUUCGAGUCUCAUAGCAAAGGGUCUGAAUACUUAUGUAAAUAAGGUACUUGUUUAUUUUUAGUAAAUCUGCAAACAUUUCAAAUAAACAGUUUUUUCUUUGUCAUUAUGGGGUAUUGUGUGUAGAUUGAUGAGGGGGGGAAUAAUUUCAUCAAUUUUAGAAUAAGCUGUAACGUAACAAAAUGUGGAAAAAGUCUAGGGGUCUGAAUACUUUCUGAAUGCACUGUAUAUCAGAUGUCUCCAUUUUGUGUUUGUAUAUGUUCUCUCCCCAAAACAGCUAAAACCUUUCUUUCUUUUUUUUGUAGGCCUAAAGCUGUGUGCUCUAAUGGGCAAUCUAAGAAGUUGGAGGUGGGCCUAUCCCCAGAGAAAGACCUGGUGGUAUGGCCACAGGAGGAGACCGCUCUAUUCCCAGGGAGACCGGUGAGAGACAGACACACAUCCAUGCUAUCAGCCCUCUGGGUUCAACAAGGCAGUCAUUCUCCUCUGCCUGUGUCCUAUUCCCAGGUGAUGCCUGACGAGUUUGACAUUAACAAGGAACUCCAUGGUGACGUUUCCAUGAGCGCCGAGUAUGCCAAGGAAAUAUUUGACUACCUGAGGGCGAGAGAGGUAAGUUGUUGUCUUGGGGCGUUUUAAUAUGGUGGAGGAUAAUACAUCCUCUGAAUGAAAUGUUAUAAUUUUUCUUCAGGAGAAGUUUGUUUUAAAGGAUUACUUGAACAGUCAGCCGGACUUGAACAAAGACAUGAGAGGGAUUCUGGUGGACUGGAUGGUUGAACUUCAGGUUAGUUUUGGUUCCAGAUAACUUUGUUUGGUUGGCUGAUUGAUUCUCAUCACACCAACAUGUGUUUUGGUUAUACAGUGAGGGAAAAAAGUAUUUGAUCCCCUGCUGAUUUUGUACGUUUGCCCACUGACAAAGACAUGAUCAGUCUAUAAUUUUAAUGGUAGGUUUAUUUGAACAGUGAGAGACAGAAUAACAACAACAAAGUCCAGAAAAACGCAUGUCAAAAUGUUAUAAAUUGAUUUGCACUUGAAUGAGGGAAAUAAGUAUUUGACCCCUCUGCAAAACAUGACUUAGUACUUGGUGGCAAAACCCUUGUUGGCAAUCACAGAGGUCAGACGUUUCUUGUAGUUGGCCACCAGGUUUGCACACAUCUCAGGAGGGAUUUUGUCCCACUCCUCUUUGCAGAUCUUCUGCAAGUCAUUAAGGUUUCGAGGCUGACGUUUGGCAACUCGAACCUUCAGCUCCCUCCACAUAUUUUCUAUGGGAUUAAGGUCUGGAGACUGGCUAGGCCACUCCAGGACCUUAAUGUGCUUCUUCUUGAGCCACUCCUUUGUUGCCUUGGCCGUGUGUUUUGGGUCAUUGUCAUGCUGGAAUACCCAUCCAUGACCCAUUUUCAAUGCCCUGGCUGAGGGAAGGAGGUUCUCACCCAAGAUUUGACGGUACAUAGGCCCCGUCCAUCAUCCCUUUGAUGCGGUGAAGUUGUCCUGUCCCCUUAGCAGAAAAACACCCCCAAAGCAUAAUGUUUCCACCUCCAUGUUUGACGGUGGGGAUGGUGUUCUUGGGGUCAUAGGCAGCAUUCCUCCUCCUCCAAACACGGCGAGUUGAGUUGAUGCCAAAGAGCUUGAUUUUGGUCUCAUCUGACCACAACACUUUCACCCAGUUCUCCUCUGAAUCAUUCAGAUGUUCAUUGGCAAACUUCAGACGGGCCUGUAUAUGUGCUUUCUUGAGCAGGGGGACCUUGCGGGCGCUGCAGGAUUUCAGUCCUUCACGGCAUAGUGUGUUACCAAUUGUUUUCUUGGUGACUAUGGUCCCAGCUGCCUUGAGAUCAUUGACAAGAUCCUCCCAUGUAGUUCUGGGCUGAUUCCUCACCGUUCUCAUGAUCAUUGCAACUCCACGAGGUGAGAUCUUGCAUGGAGCCCCAGGCCGAGGGAGAUUGACAGUUAUUUUGUGUUUUUUCCAUUUGCGAAUAAUUGCACCAACUGUUGUCACCUUCUCACCAAGCUACUUGAUGAUGGUCUUGUAGCCCAUUCCAGCCUUGUGUAGGUCUACAAUCUUGUCCCUGACAUCCUUGGAGAGCUCUUUGGUCUUGGCCAUGGUGGAGAGUUUGGAAUCUGAUUGAUUGAUUGCUUCUGUGGACAGGUGUCUUUUAUACAGGUAACAAGCUGAGAUUAGGAACACUGCCUUUAAGAGUGUGCUCCUAAUCUCAGCUCAUUAGCUGUAUAAAAGACACCUGGGAGCCAGAAAUCUUUCUGAUUGAGAGGGGUCAAAUACUUAUUUCCCUCAUUAAAAUGCAAAUCAAUUUAUAACAUUUUUGACAUAAGUUUUUCUGGAUUUUUUUGUUGUUAUUCUGUCUCUUACUGUUCAAAUAAACCUACCAUUAAAAUUAUAGACUGAUCAUUUCUUUGUCAGUGGGCAAACGUACAAUAUCAGCAGGGGAUCAAAUACUUUUUUCCCUCACUGUAGCUGCCCUAACACAUUCUAGAUCUGAACGUCUACCUCUGCUCCUCCUUCAGGAAAACUUUGAGCUGAACCACAAGAGCCUUUACCUGGCGGUGAAGCUGAUGGACCACUACCUGGCCUGCAGUGUCGUCAUGAGGGAGAGCCUGCAGCUCAUUGGCACCACAGCCAUGCUCAUCACGUCCAAGUUCGAGGUGAGGCCCUGAGGGGUACGGGACUGGUCAGAGACCUGAACACCAGAAUAUUUCCUCAUGUUGCUUAGAAGCUUAACAGUUCUGACCUAAUCAUGAAUUGCUAUUAAAGUGAAACAUUAUCCUUCCAUUAGUAAGUACUGAGUAUUGUUGUCCUCCCUUAGGAAUGCACUCCGCCUUGUAUCAAUGAUUUCAUGUACAUCUGCGCCUACAAAAGGAAGAGAUUAUUGCCAUGGAGAUAAACAUCUUGCAGGCACUGAAGUUUGAUAUACACAUUCCGGUCCCUUACCACUUUCUCCGACGCUAUGCCAAGGUGAGACCUUCCUUGUCCUUUGGCAGUACUCAGGAAUGUAUUUUGAAACACUUCACGCUUCAGAGGUCUCCCAUUUUUUUUAAAAAGGAGAUGUAUUCGUUGAUAUGCUGUGUUAGUAAAUAGAUGGACACAUGAUUGAUUCUCCCUCCUCUCCCCAGUGUGUGAGGGCCAGUAUGGAGACUCUGACGUUGGCUCGCUAUGUGUAUGAGCUGAGCCUUCUGGAGCUGGAGCAGGUUCCUGAGAGAGGCUCUCGCCUGGCUGCUGCCUGUCUGCUCCUGGCCCUCAUCACUAAAGGCCUGGGAGGAUGGGUGAGUGUACAAUCAGCUGCUAUAAUCACGCCAACUCUUCCUUUGUAA
Messenger RNA from Coregonus sp. 'balchen', 8022 nucleotides. NCBI's taxonomy places the organism in Eukaryota, Metazoa, Chordata, Actinopteri, Salmoniformes, Salmonidae. The record is from the annotation of a GenBank genome assembly.